Molecule: messenger RNA, 3264 nt
Organism: Perca fluviatilis (European perch)
Lineage: Eukaryota; Metazoa; Chordata; Actinopteri; Perciformes; Percidae
Product: pleckstrin homology domain-containing family A member 1-like
Exons: 12
Coding region: 221-1489 (422 amino acids)
Cellular component (GO): membrane; cytoplasm
Molecular function (GO): PDZ domain binding
Source: RefSeq, a predicted model, not a curated record
CGUUCCACACUCACUAGUAGCAGCAGAAGCAGCAGCAGGAGCCCUGUCUGUACUGGAUCAGUGGAGAUGGGCUGAGGCAAAGAGGACAGACCCAACAACACCGAGACCAACGGCCGUUGAGAGUAGCAGUUACAGAAGGGAACCCGGCAAUUAUUCCUGAUCCCGCUUGCCCCCUCUCCUCUCCCGGCCCCAGCAGGCCAGGGAAUGUCCCGGCAGCAAGAUGCCUUAUGUGGACCGACAGAACCGUAUCUGUGGCUUCCUGGACAUAGAGGAGUUCGAAAGCAGUGGCAAGUUCCUGCGUCGUUACUUCAUACUGGACACGCAGCAGGGAAGCUUGGUGUGGUUCAUGGACAACCCACAGAACCUGCCUGUUGGUACAGACUGUGUUGGCUCCCUCAAGCUCACCUACAUCUCUAAGGUCAGCGAUGCCACUAAGCUGAGGCCUAAGGCAGAAUUUUGCUUCGUCAUCAAUGCUGGGAUGAGGAAGUUCUUCCUGCAGGCCAACGAUCAGCAGGACCUCGUAGACUGGGUCGAUGCUCUCAAUAAAGCCACCAAGAUCACUGUGCCAAAGUUGUGUGAUGGACACCAGAAUGCAGAGAACCAGAAGGCUUUACCGGAUCUAAUAGGGCCCAAGAAACAAGUCUCCUAUAAGACCGAGAUCAUUGGAGGAGUGCCCAUCGUCACUCAGACACAACACGAUGGGGGUGAUGGUGCAGACAGAGCAGAGCGUGAGGCCAUGCAUCGCUCUCACAGCCAGCUGCCGUACUUCCUGGGCAGGCCGACUCAGGAGCACGCCGCCAUCAAGUCAGGCUACUGUGUCAAGCAAGGAGCUGUGAUGAGGAACUGGAAACGGCGAUAUUUCCUACUGGAAGAAAACUCAAUGAGUUACUUCAAGUCAGAUUUGGAGAAAGAGCCCCUGAGAAUGAUCCCGCUGAAGGAAGUUCACAAAGUCCAGGAGUGCAAACAGAGUGACAUCAUGAUGAGAGAUAAUCUGUUUGAAGUCGUCACCACAUCAAGGACGUUUUACAUACAGGCGGACAGCCCAGAGGAGAUGCACAGCUGGAUCAAGGCUGUCUCAGGGGCCAUUGUGGCCCAGCGGGGGCCUGGGAGGUCUGCUGCCACAGAACACGGCGCCCGUUCCACUUUCUACCGCAGCCCCGCGGGUCCCCCCGUCCCUCGCUCGCCCAUAUCUGCCAUGCCACCAUGCUACCCAGAGUGGGGGGCUGCUGUCACGUGCGGCACACGCUCGCAGCCUGGCAUGGGACAGCGAGCACUUCAUGAGCCUGCUGCCACGGCCCAGUCACAGCCACACGCCAGCACGCCUGUCCCUGCAGGAGACGCGCCUGGCAAAGUGACCUGCGAACCACCCGUGACCAACCUUACUAACUCUGAGGAGUCACCGUGGCGACGGCGGAGCAGCUUUGAGCCCCACAUGCCUGAACCACCCCUGGACCUGGAUGACGCUGACCUGCCAGUGAGCCAGGUCUGAGUUGUUAAACUGCACAUUAAAACUCGCUUUUCUGGUUGGAUGUUGAGAGAGAGAGAGAGAUUCGGAGAGGAAACCAUGCACAACAGGUGUUGGGGGGGGGGGGGCAGGCAUUGGUAUUCAAACCAAAGCUGUAGACGGAUGAAAAUGUACUACGUCACAAACUCAUGUUUUUGAGCUCCUCCGUCAGUGCCGUCAGUGUGCUAAAGAAACAACUUGGGUGACCACUGAACAGCGCUCACGUGCCAAAGACGCCCCAGUCUUCUCUCACACCCCCUCUGCCUGCCUACUGUCGCAUUCACAAUGGUGUAUUUAUUUACUAAGAGUUGAUGUUGUCAAACAAAACUACACAUUUUAGUUAACUAAAAUGAUGAUUAGAAUUCAAUGACAGAGCUUCAUUUUAACCAGUAAAGGCACAAUGAUAUGACGGAGGAUUUUUGUAAAAACCACUUUGUGCCAAGAAAAUAAGGGAGCUUUCAAGGUUGCAAACUAUUUCCUCUCGUCUGAAAAGUGUGUUCAAACCGAGGACUGGCUUUUCUUCACCUCUCUAAUCUACUAGUUUCAACUGUGUGGUCCAAUCAUACCCUCAGUAUUCAUACACCCUGGAUUUGUCUACUAUUGUUGGCAAGCGAUAUAGCUAGGGGUCAAGCCUAGUCUGAGAUCAAAUCCUCGAAUUAUCCUCUAAUUCAGAGAUUCUGGACUGGUCUACGACUAGAUGCAAAAAAAAAAAUCUAUAGAUUUGUAUAUGAUUCAUUGUGUAUGAUAAUGCAAGACCAAUUGUAUCACAGCCACAUUUAGUCAACUAUUUUUUUUAUUUUUAUUUUUUUAACAGUCGCCAAGCCUUUGACUGAAAUUUCUCUUUAAUUUUUUCAAUAUAUGGUAGGGAUAAAAUCAUUGAGAUUUUAGUUGACUGUAAUUGACCACAAGCUGAAAUAGCUUACCUGUAAAUAUACAGUGAAUAGUUUUUACAGUUAAUCACAGGUAAUGGUAUGAAAGUGAGAGUACUGUGCAAAAGAAGAACAAUUGUCUACGCUAUCACAGUACACGCAUUGCUUCACAGCCUGAAUCAGCCUUUUUUCCCAAACUACAUUUCAGCAUACUAGACUUUAUGGACUCCCGUUUGUGACACUGGGUGACGUAGGAACUAAACAAGAAGUACAGGGAGUACAAUUGUAUACAUUUUGUAAUUCAUAGUAAUAAAAACUUCAGCAAUAGGGCUGGGUCAGUUAAAUAAGCUUCAUGUCCUGACAGACUGGGUAAUAACCGGCUCACCAGAGUUAACUAAACCUGCAGUUCAUUGUUUGAAGAUGAGUAUACUGUAUGAACACCAUGCAAACAUUUUGAAUCAUGGGUUUAACAGAAGAAAAGAAAAGAACAUUCAAGCUCAGACACUUCCGUUGCAUGUUAACAUUUGAUUGAUUCCUCAGAUAGUUUUUCUGUUUUUAGAUUUUCUACGGCCUCUCUGUGUAUUGUGUAUUUGCAGAAUAGAGCUGUGUGCAGCAGAUUUAUUUUUUAUAUGCUUUUUAGAGGUUUCCUGAUAUUAUUCCGUACCUGUGUUGCCAACCCAGCAGCAGGCAGCUGCCUCAUGGUUUUAUUUAAAAAUGUCUCACUGUAGUCCUGCUAAAUAAUACACACUAAUCUUUUCUUUUUUAAGUGCCUGCUUCAUUUAAGCCCAACCAAGUCGAGCUGUAUUACCCCUUUUCAGUCUGGUGUAAUUGGUUUGAAUUGUCUCUAUUUAUUAUGUGGAUGACUUGAAACAAAUAAACACUGAAAAUGUG